GCAGCGGCUGGGGGAGCAGGCGAAGGAAGAGGGCAGAGCAGAGCAGGAAGGGACUGGCACAGGAAGGAAGGAAGGUGCAGCGCAUCCAUUCCCCUUUAUCCCAGGCCAGGGCCGGCAAAGCCCAGUAGAAUGUGAGCGGGAAGAGCGACGCACGCGGAUCGGGGGUGCCACAACUACUUCUGCCCCUAGCUCGCUCUUGCCGGGCUUGGCUUGCCCCCCGCUCCGGUCCUCCGCUCGCAUUGCCCAGGCGGGGCGCGGGGCGUUUAUCUGCUGAGGGCUUGGCGAGCCUCGGCUGCCCUCUGCCCCCACCCUCCCCAUCUCUCUCUUCCUAGAGACGCUGCUAGGCGGGGAGGCGAUGUUCCCUCUGGACUCCACCUGGAGUAUCUCCUUCGCGGGCUGUGGGUUCUUGGGGGUGUACCACAUCGGGGUGGCCAGCUGCCUCCAGGAGCAUGCCCCCUUCCUGGUAGCCAACGCCAAGACGAUCUACGGAGCCUCCGCCGGAGCCUUGACUGCCACGGCCCUGGUCACUGGAGCCUGCUUGGGUGAGGCAGGCGCUAAUAUCAUUCAGGUCUCAAAAGAAGCCCGGAAGAGGUUCCUGGGCCCUCUACACCCAUCCUUCAACUUGGUGAAAAUCAUCCGCAGCUGCCUGGACAAGACCCUGCCGGACAAUGGGCACGAAGUGGCUAGAGGACGCUUGGGCAUCUCGCUGACGCGGGUCUCUGAUGGAGAGAAUGUGAUACUGUCAGAGUUCAAUUCCAAAGAGGAGCUGAUUCAGGCCUGUGUUUGCAGCACCUUCAUCCCUGUGUACUGUGGGUUGAUCCCGCCAAGCCUGCAGGGAGUGAGGUACGUUGAUGGAGGGAUUUCGGACAACUUGCCGCAAUACGAGCUGAAGAACACCAUCACGGUGUCUCCGUUCUCAGGCGAGAGUGACAUCUGCCCCCGGGACAGCUCCACAAACAUUCACGAGCUGAGAGUCACCAACACCAGCAUCCAGUUCAACCUUCGCAACCUCUACCGCCUCUCGAAAGCCUUGUUCCCCCCAGAGCCUCAGGUGCUCCGGGACAUGUGCAAGCAGGGCUACCGGGAUGCGCUGCACUUCCUGAAGAAGAGUGGUCUCCUUCACCGCCCACGGCCCUCGCGCCCUCUCCUUGCCGUUGAGAACUCUUCAGGGGAGAGGGACCCAGAGGAGGAGGAGAUGGGAGCUGAAGACCAGCUGAGGGAGAACGCUGCCCUGGCUGCUGUCGAAGAUCACAUCUUUGAACACCUGCCACCCAGACUGAACCAAGCCCUUUUGGAAGCUUGCACUGAGAGAAGGGGCCUAUUAGUUGGCAUCACCAACUUGUUGCCUGUGCGCUUGGCCUCUGCCAUGAUGAUCCCCUACACGCUGCCUGUGGAAUCAGCUGUCUCCUUCACUGUCAGGUUGCUGGAAUGGCUGCCCGAUGUCCCCGAGGACAUUAGGUGGAUGAAGGAACAGACGAGUAAUCUAUGCACCUAUCUCAUGAGGGAAGCCAAGAAGAAACUGGGAAGCCAUCUCUCAGCCAGGCUUUACUACCAUUUUGAGCUCCGAAGGACCCAGAGCCUACCAGUCCCCUUGGCCUCUACCUACAGCGAGGCACUGCCUCAGUGGAUGCGAAGCAACCUCUCCCUGAUGGACGUUAAGACGAAGUGGGAGGAAUAUCAGCGCCAGCUCAUGCUGGGAUUGUUCUGCAUCAACGUGGACGUGCAGGCCUCCGUCUUCCCGCCGGAGGGGCUGCAGAUGAGACACUCGCCGGCAGACCAUGUGCAAGAGAGUCUGCCACUCUUCUGAGCCCCCCGCCGCAGCCAGGAGGAGGAGGGCGGGUGGGGUCAGACCUGCAUCUCAGCAACCUGCCACCUUUGAUUCUUGCAAGCCUGUGAUGGGAGCUUCCUCAUGAACAAAGCAGUGGCAUCCAGUGUAGCCAAUUGCUAUUUGCCUGACUAGGGGAGGGGCACAGUGUUAAAGUCAACACGUUUGCUAAUGAGGACCACUUAGAGCUGUGUAUCAGCACCCAGCGUGGGGGAGGUGGCAGUCCCUGGCUGUGCUGUAACGGUUCCAAUGGGCUCCUCCAGGAGACAUACCUGGAGGAUGUAGCCUAGAUCAGGAUGUAGCUCGUGCUCUGGAGCUUGUUUUAAUUGUCUCCGGUUUUAGAUCUACACAUUUGUGGCUUUGUUUGUUUUUUUGUUUUAAACAAUCCAGCACCCUGUGGCUCUUCACUGUUUGUGCUACCAAAAGGUAAAGCAGCCCAUAGUGCCAAAGCAGCUAUCGUAUGGGCCCAAACCUGCCUCUCAACUCUCCUUCACUGGAGCCAAAUUUUGACCUCUGUCCUCACUCAAAGCCAGCUCUGACCCUGCUGCUGUUAAUGUAGAUUUCAUUGGCAUUGGGACUGCAGAGUUACAGGAGAGAACUGCAUACCCACAGUUGUUGCUCUAAGCUUCCUUCAUCUCUUCUUGGUCUCUCUUGCCUCUCUCCUUUAGGGAUCUUUGUCUCCAUUGGGCUGCAGAGGCCUGAGAUCUGUACUGAUAAAACUGCCUGGGAAUUUUUUUGGGGGUCGGGAGGAGACAUGAGAUGUUCAGCUGAGAUUUUUCAGGAUUUAGGUGCCUGAUUCCCAUUCAUUUUAAUUGAACUAGCCUUAGGUGGCUUUGCAAAAUCUCAGCCUUCCUUCCCUGGAUUGGCCCGAUGGCUGCCGUUGGGGAAGGAAUGCGAAGGGCUUGUAGGAAGGCUGAAGGUGAAGACUGCACAGUGCAUGUUGUGUCCAAGUGGCUUGUGGUGGAAUGUCGCAGCAGGUGCCCAGGAGGUGGUCAUCUGGAGGGGGAAUGGGUUCCAGCUCCACGGGAUCAUGGAGCCGGAGAACCCUGAAACCAAAUUCCCCGCUGGCGCAAACGGACGGAAUUCCGUCGUAGCCAGUGACGUUGCACCUGUGUAUGCUUGUGGUGAGUUUGGACCUUAGUGAAGGAGCUGACGUUGGAUGAUGCAGAUUGCCGGUCCCAGAGAUGCCGCUGUGGCAGCAAUCCAAGCGGGAGCUGUGUGCCCCCCCUUCUGACCGAAGGUGGUGCUGCCCUGAAGGUGACAGCAUAGUGUGAGCAAGAGGAACCAGGAAGUCGGAGAGGUGAAGCAAGAAGUGCCAAAUCCGUGUGCAGGCCGCUGUAUCUUUAUUUUGUCACUUAAAAGAUGAGUCAGUGGGGUUAUACCAGAGCUGAACUCUGCCCAGUGUUUGGAAGGGUGCUGCCUUGAAAUAUGCAGUGUCCCAAGGUAACCCAGUAGCAUUCCAUUGCACAUAUGCUUCUGGCAAAGCUGUUUCUUUGGCACAUUCUCCGUGAGAGGAUGGGUGUCUAGUCCCACCUGUUGCUUGACUCACUUCUCAGUGGGCGGGGAGAGAUGGCUUCCAGUGGGGAUUGUAUGUACUGAAAAAGCCAAAAUCCUAACACUGUGACUGUGUCUGUGACACACAACCAUCUUCAAGGUUCCUCUCCUUGCAAUGCCUCUGGCUGUGUGGGGCUUCUUUCUACCUCUGCUAGCACAAACAAUCUGCAAUAGGCCAAAGCAAUUGCAUGUGUCCUCUUUUGGGGGUAGGGACGUGGGGUGCCUAAAGUUCAGCUAUAUACUGUAUACAUAGAAUAGUGACUCGUACAAGGUUCUCAAAUGCCACUUUGUAAAGAAAAGGAGAUGCACCCAGAAACUCUGGUGAUUGGCAUGUGAUAAAUAACUAACAGCUAGAAAGUCCAGGAGAGCACCCGUGUCCUGGACCUGAUGAGAAAAGGUGUCUCUCUUCCUGAAGAUGAGGUUGCAUGCUGCUUGCUAGCAGCCAUGGCCUGUGUGAUACGCUUGGUGUGGGUGGGAGUAUCUGCCUCUACCAAAAGGAGCAUUGCUAUAAUGCCUAUAAUGACGUGCACCAUAGAGACCUUCUGGCAGAAAUCAGCCAGGAGCUCACCGGGUAACCACAGCGUUCAUUUUGUGAUUGCCAUCUGCAAGCAGGACUCUGAGGGUGGAGCGUCCCUGGUGGUGGUGGACCUGUCUGUUCCCACAAGACACUGGUCUGGAAACAAGCUUGUGUGAUUUAGAGAGUGUCCUCUUGCCAACCUUCAAGUGACACUACCUGCAUAGCGCAAGUGCCUGCUCAGUUGAUGAAAUGGGCCUGGUAUUUGUCUCUGCAAUAGUCCAGUCUAGACAGUUUUCCCCCAUUCUGUAUUUGUGCAUUUGUUUUUUCUUCCCUAAGCAUAGCACCUUACAUUUGUCUUUGUUUAA
This is a messenger RNA of Terrapene triunguis (Three-toed box turtle), 4261 nucleotides long. It is a transcript of the gene PNPLA2, whose product is annotated as patatin like phospholipase domain containing 2. The record is from RefSeq and is a predicted model, not a curated record. Gene Ontology annotation, molecular function: triacylglycerol lipase activity. Lineage: Eukaryota; Metazoa; Chordata; Testudines; Emydidae. The coding region runs from base 356 to 1807 and encodes 483 amino acids. Gene Ontology annotation, cellular component: membrane; lipid droplet; cytoplasm. Gene Ontology annotation, biological process: lipid homeostasis; triglyceride catabolic process; positive regulation of triglyceride catabolic process. The transcript has 9 exons.